Paramecium primaurelia is the source of this 786-nucleotide messenger RNA. Lineage: Eukaryota; Ciliophora; Oligohymenophorea; Peniculida; Parameciidae. The record is from the annotation of a GenBank genome assembly.
AUGAGAAUUUAGCGCGGAAGACCUAGGGGCCGGUAAGGCUUAAGAAAGAAAGCAAUAUCAAUAGCCCCAGAUGAAUAAAAUAAUUACAUUUAAUUAGAUCCUGAUUGUGUUAAACUCUUCAAAUUAUUUGCUACACAAGGAUGUUAUAAGAUUAGAAUUUUAACUAACAAUUCACAAAAAGAGCCUUAUUAUAAAUAGUAGGGUGAAAAUAUUCAAGAAUCAUAUUUUUAAUAAAAUAAUAAUUGCCCUGAAUUUUUCUUUUUAUCAUAGAGAAGGAAGAAUUAUUCAUUCGCAAAUUCAAUUCUAGUUGAUAAGACUCAAUAUAAAUAAAUAAAUUAAAGUGAAUUUGAUCCUAAAUAUAAAAUCUUAAUAACUAAAUUGAAUAUAGUUCUGAAAGAAUUAGACGAAUAGUUUAUUUCUAUAUUAAUAGAUAUAUUAUAACAAUAUAUAAACUUAUUUGAUUGGUACUUAGAUUAAAAUUCAUUUGCAUAAUAUAUAGUUGAAGAAUUAUAAGACCCAUAAAAUCAUUUAAAAUAUCAAUAUUUAAUAAAUUGGUAAAACUAAAAAUAAAUUACUAAAGAUGUUCGAAUGAAGAUGCAUUUUGAGAAUCUUUAAAAUAAUAAAACAUCAAUAAGUUAAAGAAUUUCUUAAAAAGUUUAAAAAAAGCAUUAAGAAUUUAUAGAAAAACAAGAAAGACAUUUAAAUAAAGAAUAUAUUAUGGAACCUAUUGAAUAUUUAAUUUCUAAAUUAAUAAGGAUAUUUAAUAAAAUCAUGACAAAAAAUUGA